Chrysemys picta bellii (western painted turtle) is the source of this 6299-nucleotide messenger RNA. NCBI's taxonomy places the organism in Eukaryota, Metazoa, Chordata, Testudines, Emydidae. The record is from RefSeq and is a predicted model, not a curated record.
UCUUGUUUUGUUUUUAUUUAAGUAUCCUGGAGCACAAUGGAAAAGUUUUAAUACAAGACAUCAGAAAAAAGUGCUGCAAUGUCUAGUGUGCUGAGGGGAAAAAGGGAGACUUACAACUGCAUCUUGAAACACUCUCAGAUGAUUUGAGAUUACAUUUUUGGAAGAUCUCAACUGGAGCUGUGGAUAAAAGAACGGAAGGAAGGGAGGCAGUGACUGAAUGGUAUUUCUUACAUUAUUUGAAAGAGAGAAGGCACUGGGGACCUGCAAACAAUCAGGCGGUUUCUGAAAAAUCUUUAUGGUAAAGGAUAAUCCACGUCUCCCUGUAGAAGAACAUAGUGAAUGAUAAUCCAGAGCAGCUGCUGGAGCAUUGUGCUCACAGGGAGAUGAUUCCUCAUGAAGUCACUGGAUCCCCUUCAGAAAUCAAAUGUGACUUUCCAUUUAUCAGACUGAAAUCAGAACCAGCCAGACAGUGAAGCAAGAACAGUGGAGGGGGGACGGCGAAAGAUGAAAUCCAACCAAGAGAGGAGCAAUGAAUGCCUGCCGCCCAAAAAGCGAGAAAUCCCCACCACCAGCCUGCCCUCCGAGGUGAAGCCAGUGGUCCUGCCAAACGAAAACCACCGCACGGACAACUUAACAUGGCUCUCCAGUAUGCCCAGCAGCCAGAGCAGCAUGGGUGGAAGGCACCGGACUGGAGGGAGUUCAGUGGAGAUUGGCUUGCAGCAGGGUUUACACAAAGCACCGUCUACAGGAAUGGACUAUUCCCCACCGAGUGCUCCCAGGUCCGUUCCAGUCUCAACAACACUUCCCACAGUGUACUCGCCCGCACUCUCACAGUCAGGGACGCCUGUAUCCCCGGUGCAGUACACGCACCUGCAGCACACUUUCCAGUUCGUUGGGCCCCAGUACAGUGGACCAUACGCCGGAUUCAUCCCCUCCCAGUUGAUUUCCCCGACAGCCAAUUCCGCAACUUGUGCGGCAGCCUCUGCCACUGCUGUUGCAACCACUCCAUCCCAGCGUUCCCAGCUGGAGGCUUAUUCCACUUUCCUGGCCAGCAUGAGCAGCUUAAGUCAGCAGGGGCACAAAGUUGAGCAGCAUCUAGUCAGGACACCUGGAUUGAUUGCAGCAGGGUCUCCUCCACCGACCCAGCAAAACCAGUAUGUCCACAUUUCCAGCUCUCCCCAGAGCACAGUCAGAAAUGUCUCUCCUCCGACCAUCCCAGUCCAUUUGCAUCCCCACCAAACGGCGAUUCCACACACCCUCACCCUCGGCCCCUCCUCCCAAGUGGUGGUGCAGUACUCGGACUCCGGGGGCCACUUUGUCACGAGGGAUUCUACCAAGAAAGCUGAGAGCAGCAGGCUGCAGGCAAUGCAGGCGAAGGAAAUACUGAAUGGAGAGAUCGAGAAAAGCAGGAGGUACGGCCUGUCGCCCUCUGGAGAUGUGAGUCUAGUCAAAGCAGGCAAUAAACCAGCUCCUCAUCAUUAUGAGACCAGACAUGUGGUGGUGCACUCGAGUCCUGCUGAGUACAGUGCACGGGAUUCCUCAGGCAUCAGGGCCUCUGUUAUGGUUGUACCGAACAGCAGCACACCUAUUACGGAGAUGGAGGUACAGCAGGCCACCAACAGAGAAACUCCUCCCUCAGUCCUCAACGACAAGGGAAACCUGCAUUUAGGAAAGCCAGCCCACAGGUCUUAUGCUUUAUCUCCGCAACAGACUAUGGGCCACGAGGGGGUGAAAGCGGUCGCCACGCUGUCCCCCCACACUGUCAUUCAGACAACCCACAGCGCCUCAGAGCAACUCCCUGUCGGGCUGCCUGCGACAGCCUUCUAUGCCGGGACCCAGCCACCGGUAAUUGGCUAUCUGAGCAGUCAGCAGCAAGCGAUUGGUUACCCUGGAAACCUGCCACAGCACCUGGUGAUCCCUGGCACCCAGCCCCUGCUUAUACCAGUUGGCAAUGCAGAUGUUGAAUCAUCAGGAGUAGCACCUGCUAUAGUCACUUCAUCUCCCCAGUUUGCAGCAGUGCCUCAUACAUUUGUCACUACCACCAUUCCUAAGAGUGAGAAUUUCAGUGCUGAGUCGCUAGCAACCCAGCCGGCCUACCAGGCAGCCGUGGUGCAGGCCCAGAUCCACCUCCCGGUGGUGCAGUCCGUAGCUUCUCCAGCAGCAGCUCCUCCUACACUGCCUCCUUACUUCAUGAAAGGGUCAAUCAUUCAGUUGGCCAAUGGGGAGCUGAAGAAAGUAGAGGACUUAAAAACGGAAGACUUUAUACAGAGUGCAGAAAUUAGCAAUGACCUGAAAAUAGACUCCAGCACAGUGGAGAGGAUUGAAGACAGCCAUAACCCAGGCAUUGCUGUCAUACAGUUUGCAGUUGGAGAGCAUCGAGCACAGUAUCACUUUAAGAGACAUAAGGAGGAUCCACAGAAUUGCUUUUCGUUUACAGCCUUCAAAUCCCCAGUGAUAUCAUUGCAGUGUAGGCUUAGAGCCUCACAUCUCUUCUUCGGCUUCAUGAUCAGAAAAACAGUCCCUGGAUCAGAACCGGUCAGCGUUGAAGUCUUGGUCGAAUACCCUUUUUUUGUAUUUGGACAAGGCUGGUCGUCCUGCUGCCCUGAGAGAACCAGCCACCUCUUUGAUUUGCCAUGUUCCAAACUCUCAGUUGGGGAUGUCUGCAUAUCGCUUACUCUCAAGAAUCUGAAGAAUGGCUCUAUUAAAAAGGGCCAACCCAUGGAUUCAGCUAGUAUCUUGCUGAAGCACUCAAAGAAUGACAGUCUAGCUGGAAGUAGACACAGGUAUGUGGAGCAGGAAAAUGGUAUUAAUCAGGGAAGUGCACAGAUGUUAUCUGAGAAUGGUGAACUGAAGUUUCUGGACAAAAUAGGAUUGCCUGCAGCACCUUUGCUCACCAAAACAGAACCCAGCAAGCCCACGGCGACGAGGAAGAGGAGGUGGUCGGCCCCUGAAACACGGAAACUAGAGAAAUCAGAAGAGGAACCACCUUUGACUCUUCCCAAGCCUUCUUUUAUUCCUCAGGAGGUUAAAAUUUGCAUUGAAGGUCGAUCUAACGUAGGCAAGUAAAGGCUGUUUGGGGAAAGGAAAUUAGGCUAUCCCUUGUCAUUUUUAUCCAGAUUACUGUACUGUAGACUAAAUAACCCAGUAUUUACAUGUUAUCAUCUUAUUUUAGGUUUAUGUUAUAACCUUGUUGUUAUAGUUGCAGCUGGUAUUAUGCAGGAGACAGGUGCAUAUGUUUUUCCACAAGUGUUUUGUCAGUGACUAGGUUUAUUGAGAGCUACAGAAGGGGCAGUAUCUGCUUCACGCACCCUUAGUGGAAAUGAAUGUGUUGUCAUGGCUCCUGUUUUCUGUCACCUAGUGUAGAGCAGACUCCAGCUGUUCUUUUUUCUGUGAGGUGACGAGAUGGGAACUGUAGCAGAGAUAAACUGCACUGCAUGCACUGUGUGUGUUUCAGUCCCAAGGAGGGAUUGCAGCUCCCUGGCUGGUUUCGUUAGGAGGUUCUCUCGCGCCAAGAGCACACUAAGAACCCAACACACACACACAUGAUUAAAAAAGGAUCAGACAGUCUUUGACACAUUUCACAAUCAAACCAACUCUUAGUCAAGGCUCUACAGUAUAUAUAUUUUCCCCCAUGGGGUCCGACUGCACUGAAUUUGAUUCAUAAAGUGACUGCCACGCAAAUGUUUAUUUUCGGCUUGCUAGUGCAGUUCCAUUGCCAGAGUGUAACAUUCAUUAAGGUUCUAUGCUUGCAUUGUUACACUGCUAGUUUUUCAUAAUGACAUAGCCAGGGUGAGGGAAGCCUAAAGUUCGUUGGGUCCCCUAGCUAAGGGGAAACUUCUGGUUCUGUGCAGUGUUAGAUAAAUUGAUCAGGUUAUGCCAUUGACAUUUGCUUCCACAAGGUAGACACGUACUGCCCCUUUGAGAGCGCAGACAUAAAUUGUUUGCAUUUAGGUUGCAAAUCUUUGUCUUUAACUCUAGUACUGUUUUUAGUUCAUGACGAUGGACAACUGGUGCCACUUUUUUCAAAAUUCAGUGUGACACAAGGAAUCGGACGUUGAAGAUGAACAUAGAAUGUCUUUAAGCACUUAAAAUGCUGUUCACGCUUUCUUGUCGAGCAUCCUGGUCUAACACUCAAUAAGUACUGUAUCUCACUUUAAUCUGUUUGAGGGGGAAAAAAAGAAUCUAUUCAACACUGUUAACUACAUAUGACUAUGUAGAGUUUUCUCACAAGCAAGAUGUUGGAAAUUUUAAUGUGGUUUCAAAGGGAUGAAUGUGAAUUAUUGAACUAGUAUGUGACAGUCAUUGUCCACAAAGGACUACUUAAUAGGAGGCACUUUUAAAACUUUAAUGCUUGAGAAAGAGUUAAAGGCAUAUGCGAGCUGACAGAUAAUAAAAGAAUAAGAGAGAGGAAAAAAGAAAGAGGAAAAAAAUCAUUAUUGUCCAGUGUUUUUGAAAAAGAUGGACUUUAAAGAAUCUUGCAAUUUGCACAUCUUGAGUUUAUCAUUUGUGUGGUAUUCCUGCAGUUUUUACCUAAUAAUGUUGUGGGGAAGGGAGGGGGACUGAGAGAGCAUAAACAAAUGUAGCAAUUAUUUACUAACCUGCCUAAGCUCUAGGCCAUUUUAUAGAGUUAUGUUCCUUUUAAAGUUCAUUUUUGGUCUUUCUGCCAUAUCUAUCGCACAGAACCAGGUCUUAGCAGGACAACUCGGAGAAUUUUUCUUCAGAUAAAUUGAGAGAGUUUUCCAGAAAAGACAUCUCUAUACAUAAGCAGGAUUUUAUAAAAAAAAUGGUUGUUAUUUUAUUAUUAUUAUUAUUUGUUGUUUUAAUGACAUUUUCCAGUUGAAAUACAAUCUUGAUUUCAGAGUUUGGUACAAAACAGUAAGAGGGAAUGGUGGUUUCAGACAGCUAAGUCUUUUUUGUUCCCAGUAAUCUGAAACAAAGGUAGGGCCGGAUCCUUAGAGGUGCUGUGCACCUUUGGUUCCUGUCAACGGGAGGUGCAAGUACUAAGCACUUCAGGUGUGAGCUGAAGCCCAUUGCAUUCAAUCCCAUUGGUUUCAGUGGGCUUUGGAUUAGGCCCUCCAUGAUCAAGCCUUUAUAUUACUAUUACUUUUGUUUUGUAAUUGAGUUUGCAUCCUUCAAGUACUUUUGAAGAAGCUGUACUAAUAGGGAGAAGUAGGCUAUAAAAGUUCUUGAUUAGAGAUACAGUAUCUAAAAGGAACAAAUUCCUUAAAAAUCUCAUUUUCCCGCUCCUAAAAUACAGUAUUUCCAGCUCCUUUAUUUACAAAAAAUCUGAAACCCCCCCAGCUUUUUGGUUCUUUUAUUCAUUACUUGAAAUUUAGCUCACACCAGAACUAAUUGUUUUUAUACCAUUUUCUGCGAUGCACCAAAAAGAUUUAAAUAAGUUUAAAAUAGCUUGAAACUUUUCUUGAAUUUCCUUGAAUUUCAUUAACCUCUCAGCAGGCUACCAAACAGCUGAGCAGGUUCAUUCUCAUGGUCACACUGCUUAUCUAGUGCUGUACUUUUUUUUAACGUUUCUGCUCAGAGAACUUGCUUAAUCUUCCAUAUACUCCGCUCAGGGCACUUGCAAUUUAUUGUUGUUUUGUUUGUUUUGUUUUUUGUUAUGUUUUAACCUUUGAUGGUAAGAGGAAUAGAAAGAUGUGGGCAGAAUUAGAUUUUAGUUCACAUUAGUACCACUAUAUUCAUAAUACACAUACUCAGAAAAUCUGAAAUAAAACCACACACACACAUCUUUUUGGCUAGUAAAGAAGCAGGGACUCUUAAACUGACUGGAUCUAUUCUACUAACACUAACAAUAAACAAAUAAAAAAAGUUUGGAGCAAUAGGAAUGUAUUAGUUCUGUGCUUGUAUUUCAGAUUUAGGAAUUCUGAAAUAAUUGGUUCCUUCCAAGCAAUUGUCCCUUUUUGUGCUUUUGCUUUUUUAGGAUGUGCAAUACUUUAUGUGCCAACGUAGACCCACCCACGUGGUGGUAGCUAGAUCUCACACCCUCUUCCACUUUCACCUUUUUGUUUUCUUUCACUGUUUUCUCUACCCUUCUCCUCCCAAAAUAAAAGUGUUUAGGGCCUUAUACCUCCCUUGAUUGGGGGCACAGAAUCUGUAUGUAGUUAACAGGUGUGGCACACAUGGAUCGAUGGCCCUGGAUGGUCCAUAUUCUUUCAAAUGUAAGUCCCUGGCCUCCGCAAUAUAAAGAAGAAGAUCCAGAAAAAGGCUUAGUGGAUGUUCCCUCCCACAAAAAAAAAAAAGAUUUUUAAAGGGGGGGAUAAGAAUUUUGUGAAUGUGAGGGA